AUGCAUGACCCUCACUCUCCCAUAGCGGGGUGGUCUGAUAAUCGGGGAUCGUGCAGCACGUGCUCACGUCUUGUCUGUGUUCCCAGGGUCACCAGUAGAGGGCUUCUGAGCAUGGACUCAAAUACAUCAGCUUGGGUGACAGAAGUCACAACAAGGAAAGGAAAGGGGGAAACUGCUCCUGGAGCUUUCAACGAAAAGGACCUGACGCCGAACCUGGUGAUCCUCAUCUCUGGCAUGGUUGGGCUCGCAGGAAAUUCGGUCGUGCUCUGGCUCCUGGGUUUCCGCAUGCGCAGGAACGCCUUCUCCGUCUACAUCCUCAACCUGGCUGCAGCAGAUCUCCUCUUCCUCUGCUGCCACCUUAUAGAUUCCCUGCUGGUAGUCCUCACGUACUUCCAUUCCCACGUUUUCUUCCUCCCCUGCUAUAAGACCGUCAUGAUGAUUCCCUACAUCACAGGCCUGAGCAUGCUGAGUGCCAUCAGCACCGAGCGCUGCCUGUCUGUCCUCUGUCCCAUCUGGUACCGCUUCCGCCGCCCCAAACACACCUCAGUCACCGUGUGUGUCCUGCUCUGGGCCAUGUCUCUGCUGAUGUGCAUUCUGAACAAGUCUUAUUGCGGUUUGAUGGAUCCCAAGGAAAAGACCGCCGAGUGUCUGAGAGCUAAUUUUUCCACGGCUGCGUGCCUGGGUGUUUUAGUCCUGAUCCUCUCUGGGUCCAGCCUGGCCAUACUGCUCAGAUUCGUGCGUGGCGGCAGCAGGCAGGUGCGGCUGACCAGACUGUAUGUGGCCAUCCUGCUCAACGUGCUGGUCUUCCUCCUCUGUGGCUUGCCCUUGGGCGUCUACUGGUUCGUGUUAAUCUGGAUUCAGGAUAAUUUUAGUGAUAAUUUGCAAUAUGGGCUUUACCUGACCUCGGUUGUCCUGUCCUCCGUGAACAGCUGUGCCAACCCCAUUAUUUACUUCUUUGUUGGUGCCUUCAGGCAUCAGCUGGGGAGGCAGACGCUGAAGCUACUUCUGCAGAGGGCUCUGCAGGACACCCCUGAGGAGGAUGAGCGUGGAAGCCGAGCUCCUCAGGGAACCGUGGAGAUGUCAGUGAGCAGGGAGGAGCAGUGAUGAA
Fukomys damarensis (Damara mole-rat) is the source of this 1108-nucleotide messenger RNA. Its product is annotated as mas-related G-protein coupled receptor member A. The record is from RefSeq and is a predicted model, not a curated record. Lineage: Eukaryota; Metazoa; Chordata; Mammalia; Rodentia; Bathyergidae. Gene Ontology annotation, biological process: G protein-coupled receptor signaling pathway. The transcript has a single exon. Bases 1 to 1104 code for a protein of 367 amino acids. Gene Ontology annotation, cellular component: membrane. Gene Ontology annotation, molecular function: G protein-coupled receptor activity.